GUUGCACCGGAUCGUCGUUUCCGUUUCGAUUUUGCUGAUAACGGAACAACACCAUCGUUCUCGAAGAGCAGUGGAGGUUUUGAGGAAGGCGGAAUGGCAUGUUAUCGAAUGCAGGAACGUUACCAGAAGUGGCACGGAAAUCUACCACAGUCUGGCAAGGGGCGCUGAUUUUGAAGAGUUCACUAUUCCCCGCCAAGUUGCACCUAACGGAUGGAGACAACGAAUUAGUGGACAGCCUGAUGAAGGACGAGGAAGGUAAACACCACCUUCGUAUUAUUCAGCGACUACGCCUCGAUCAACCAAAGUUGGAAGAUGUGCAGAAGCGCAUAUCGACGUCAUCGUCGCACGCAAUCUUCCUCGGCCUGCCGGGAUCGACGUCAUCGGUAGCAUCGUCGGAUGAUGCCAGCGUUCAGACGCGUCCACUGCGUAAUCUCGUGUCCUACCUGAAGCAGAAAGAAGCGGCCGGCGUUAUAUCCUUACUCAAUAAAGAAACGGAAGCAACCGGUGUGCUCUACUCAUUCCCGCCAUGCGAUUUUUCUACAGAAUUGUUGAAACGAACAUGUCACAACCUCACCGAGGAGGGAAUGAGGGAAGACCAUCUGGUAAUCGUGGUGGUCCGAGGAGGAACAAUCCUCUGAAGAGCCUUCUUUCUGGUAUUGCAGCAACUAGUCCA
This is a messenger RNA of Armigeres subalbatus, 673 nucleotides long. RefSeq names its product RNA-binding protein spenito-like. The record is from RefSeq and is a predicted model, not a curated record. The transcript is spliced from 2 exons. Lineage: Eukaryota; Metazoa; Arthropoda; Insecta; Diptera; Culicidae. The coding region runs from base 99 to 638 and encodes 179 amino acids. Gene Ontology annotation, biological process: regulation of alternative mRNA splicing, via spliceosome. Gene Ontology annotation, molecular function: mRNA binding. Gene Ontology annotation, cellular component: nucleus.